CCCAAACCCUCUCUUUCUCUCUCCUGCCUCAUCGCCUCCGCUCCGCCGCCGAAUCCGAGACCUCGAUCUCGGAUUCCUCGCUGCGCAACCCCGGCGAUCCGCUCCGGCAGCUCCUCCUCACCGACGCUUCAGCCAUGGCAGGAAUGGCACCAGAAGGUUCCCAGUUCGAUGCAAAGAACUAUGACUCCAAAAUGCAGGAGCUGCUGAGCCAAGGUGAGACUGAGGAGUUCUUCACCUCCUACGAUGAAGUUCAUGAGAGCUUUGAUGACAUGGGUCUCCAAGAGAACCUUCUCAGGGGAAUUUAUGCUUAUGGUUUUGAGAAGCCUUCGGCCAUCCAGCAGAGGGGCAUUGUUCCUUUCUGCAAGGGUCUUGAUGUUAUCCAGCAAGCACAAUCUGGAACAGGAAAGACUGCUACCUUCUGCUCUGGUAUCUUGCAACAGCUUGACUAUGGUUUGGUUGAGUGCCAGGCCUUGGUCCUUGCUCCCACCCGUGAGCUUGCACAGCAAAUUGAGAAGGUCAUGCGUGCACUUGGUGACUACUUGGGCGUGAAAGUUCAUGCGUGUGUUGGAGGAACCUCUGUCCGUGAGGACCAGAGAAUUCUUGCAAGUGGAGUGCAUGUUGUUGUUGGCACACCUGGUCGUGUGUUUGACAUGCUUCGUAGGCAGUCUCUUCGCCCUGACAACAUCAAGAUGUUUGUUCUGGAUGAAGCUGAUGAGAUGCUUUCUCGUGGUUUCAAGGAUCAGAUUUAUGACAUCUUCCAGCUGCUCCCAGGAAAGAUUCAAGUUGGUGUCUUCUCUGCUACCAUGCCCCCUGAAGCCCUUGAGAUCACCCGCAAGUUCAUGAACAAACCUGUUAGGAUCCUUGUCAAGAGGGAUGAGCUUACCCUUGAGGGUAUCAAGCAGUUCUAUGUCAAUGUGGAGAAGGAAGAGUGGAAGCUUGACACACUCUGUGACCUGUAUGAGACUCUUGCCAUCACCCAAAGUGUCAUCUUUGUGAACACCCGCCGCAAGGUGGACUGGCUCACUGACAAGAUGAGGGGCAGGGAUCACACAGUUUCUGCUACUCACGGAGACAUGGACCAGAACACUAGGGACAUCAUCAUGAGGGAGUUCAGAUCUGGUUCUUCACGUGUGCUCAUCACCACUGACCUGCUUGCUCGUGGUAUUGAUGUCCAGCAAGUAUCCCUGGUCAUCAACUACGAUCUUCCGACCCAUCCAGAGAACUACCUCCAUCGUAUCGGUCGUAGUGGUCGGUUCGGAAGGACGGGUGUUGCCAUCAACUUCGUGACCCGUGAAGAUGAGCGUAUGCUGUUUGACAUCCAGAAGUUCUACAACGUUGUGAUUGAAGAGCUCCCAGCCAACGUUGCCGACCUCCUGUAGAUCAAAGCUCUUCCGAACAUAUGGUAAGAAGCCUGGCAGGGCUUUGUUUUUGUUGAAACGUCACCAACUUUCUUUCUUGGGGGGAAGUGAUAAAUGGUCGGGGGUUCUACUUUAAGGUCGUGGUUAUGGACAAUUUCGGAUUUAUUAUGCCUUGUUUUGGGGAUUUUUGUAGUUGCUAGGCUGUGCUAUGUGCUGCUGUGUUUAAGCUUGAGGAUGAAGCUACUGUUGGAGUCCUCACUUUAUUAUUUCUUAAGAAGACUAUGUAAUGACCGAAUGAUGUUAUUUAUUUGUGUCAUCCUUGACUCUUC
This is a messenger RNA of Lolium rigidum, 1687 nucleotides long. Its product is annotated as eukaryotic initiation factor 4A. Gene Ontology annotation, cellular component: cytoplasmic stress granule. Bases 135 to 1379 code for a protein of 414 amino acids. Gene Ontology annotation, molecular function: translation initiation factor activity; RNA helicase activity; ATP binding. The record is from RefSeq and is a predicted model, not a curated record. The transcript has 6 exons. NCBI's taxonomy places the organism in Eukaryota, Viridiplantae, Streptophyta, Magnoliopsida, Poales, Poaceae. Gene Ontology annotation, biological process: cytoplasmic translational initiation.